CACUUCUCGGGCUCGUCGCAGCGCGAGCCCUCCUGCGCCCGCGCGCGUCAGGCAGCUGCGUGUUGCUUGCGCUCCUUCUCGGCUCUUCCCUCCCACAUCCUCACACGCUGCCAGCGAUGGCCGCACGGCCAGCUGCCGCACGCACGUCGUCGGUGACGUCGUACGUCUCCAACGCGUCGGACAUCUCGCUCGGCUCCGACGACAGCUGGGAGCUGGAGCAGCGGCGUCUGGCGCAGGCCGAGUGGGAGGAGGGCCUGCGGCAGCUGCAUCUGGCGUGCCAGGUCAUGGUGCUGCCCUUCUUCGGCAAGUGGAUGGGCCGGAAAUGGGCGUACUGGAUCUUCACGCGCUACCAGCAACACGGCUUCUCAGCCACACUCUUCGGCGUCAGCUGGCUCACGCCCUGGGUGCCGACGAGCGCCGUGCCGGGCCCCAUCGCCGUGCUGGCGGGCCUCGAGCAAUGACACACGGGAUCGUUCAGAGCAGAGACCUGGCUUGUAUGCCGCAUAGAAUGGUCGCAGCGGGCUGAUGUGUAUAGAAGGCAGGGCGGCCCUGGGCGUUUUAUGUUGCUGGGUG
Molecule: messenger RNA, 573 nt
Organism: Tilletiopsis washingtonensis
Lineage: Eukaryota; Fungi; Basidiomycota; Exobasidiomycetes; Entylomatales
Exons: 3
Coding region: 117-461 (114 amino acids)
Biological process (GO): mitochondrial outer membrane translocase complex assembly; protein insertion into mitochondrial outer membrane
Cellular component (GO): mitochondrial outer membrane
Source: RefSeq, a predicted model, not a curated record